This is a messenger RNA of Adineta ricciae, 750 nucleotides long. The record is from the annotation of a GenBank genome assembly. NCBI's taxonomy places the organism in Eukaryota, Metazoa, Rotifera, Eurotatoria, Adinetida, Adinetidae.
AUGAGUGGAAAAAUCUGUUUCAAGUGUAAAAAACCGGGUCAUAUUGCUCGUUUUUGCAUCGAAAAUGAUACUGAUACGGGCAGUGAUCAUGAUUCUGAACAUGAUGAAGAUGAAAUUUGUUGUGAAUGUCACUGUCCUAGAUACAUUUGUCAACUAUCUCCAGAUCACGAAUUUAUGCCAUUAGGUCUAUGCGUGUUAAGCAUUUAUGACAUAUGCUCUUCACUCACUUUAAAUUUGAAAGUAAACAAGGGAUAUUUGACUAAUCAACGAGUCGAUGUAAUCGUAGUAUGUUCAUCGUCGGAUGGAUUAAGAGAAUCUGUCCUUCGAGCAGCUGGUCCGCAUAUUCAAAGAGCAUAUGCACAAGCUAAACGAACGAAAUCCCAUGAUGAAAUGAUUGCUUUGGAAUGUUCAAAUUUACCAUGCCAACGGAUUCUAUUUUUACCAUGGACACCCGAUGAAAAGCUCAUUUUCACCGAACAAACGAUAAAAACUUUUCUAUCCAAAGCGGUGAAAUAUGUACUCGAUGAAAACUACACAAGCGUGGCAUUUCCUGCUAUUGGUUGUGGGCAAUACGGUUUCGACGCGGAUUUUAUUGCUCGCGCAAUGAUAAAUCAUAUCAAAACCGAAUCAUAUCCGUUGAACAUCACGAUUACUNUAUACAGAAGAGAGGAGAGGAGAAAUUUCUCUACCAUGGUUGUUCGGCUAUGGCUGCAGAUAGUAUCAUCAAAGACUAUUUCAAUCGAAGUCUAA